Molecule: messenger RNA, 2151 nt
Organism: Theileria parva strain Muguga
Lineage: Eukaryota; Apicomplexa; Aconoidasida; Piroplasmida; Theileriidae
Exons: 4
Coding region: 157-2151 (664 amino acids)
Source: RefSeq, a predicted model, not a curated record
UUAUAUUUUAGUUAUAAUACAUAAACUAUAAAUAAUGAAAUUUAUCGGAGAUAUAGAAUCUAAAAUUUGUAGAAUAUUUACUGAAAAAAUCCCGAUUUAGUGGUAUUUGUGGAAUUUCACCCAAAGUUCAGAUGAUCGGACAAUUUAUGGCCAAUAAUGACGACGAAAGUCUACACAGUUAACAUCUGUAAUAAAACAAGUUUUACCCUGCAUAGAAAUAGCCACAAACUCAGACAUGGAACCUGGAUAACAUGGCUUCCUGAAAGAAUCGUUUCCUCCUCAAGCGUAUCAAUUUCAUUCUCAAAUAGCAGAUCAGGCCACUCUUGCAGGUCAAAUUUACAGUAUGGAGUUAUUUUGGAAGGCCUGUUGCACGUACUUGACGUUAAAUUUGUGAAGUCUUCAGAAAAUGAUGACUUCUCCUGUACCUUUAAGCCACUUGUAAAGCAAAAUGAAGUUUUAAGUGAUAGUAAUUUUAAAAUAGUGAGCAAUGUACCCACAAGCAUAUGUAAAAUAAACACCCAGGUCAUCGAUCCGAAUAAAUCAAGCUUUAUAGAAAGCUCUGAAACGAUAUACAUUGUAAAUUUAGAAGAGACCAGUGACGGAUCCUCGUAUAUAAGUUCCCUGAGAAACAAACACAAUUCUCUUAUUUCAACCAUAAAGCAAGAUUAUGAAGAUUGGAAUGAAAGUUUUUUUACUGGACCUCAACUUGUAAAUUUAUACAAGCGUAUUUCCUUGGACUUCUGUUGGGACUUUAACAGUUCAGAUUGGCGUUUUCAACUCAAAAAAUCUAACGUUUCUGUUCAUGUAAGGAUAGUAAAUCUGACUAGUAAGGAGAUGAAACUGGGUUCAAACGCUCUUGAGAUGUUUAAGAAUUGCACGUUGGACGAGGGAGUGUGGGUGGAAUAUCCAAAUGAAGAUAUACCCUCUUUAUCAGGAACAGAGUUCGGAUGCAAGAGUAAUGGAUUUCUAGGUGGAACAACGGGAAGAUGUGUGUAUUCUAUACUGGGUGAGUCUGGAUGCUUUACGUUCUCAUGGGACAGACCAUCAAUUGGAGCAUUUGUGACAAAUUGUAAACAUUCAUUAAAUAAAUAUUCAGUAAUGGUUCACACGGAAUCCUCAAACCACUCUUCUGUAAUAUUUCACAUAAUUGAUAUGUUCACAAUACCACUCAAAUUAUUAACAGCAAAGGCUGUAUCCCCUAAGUAUACAACUAAAUACCAAGAUAAUAAAUUAUCUCCAAAAUACAUUAGAAGUUCAAGUACAAGCGAUCGCAAUAAUUCUAAUGCGGAUACUACCUUGGAUGAACUGGAAAUAACACCGUUUCUUAUUAAAAACCAGUCAUCACAUUACAACAACGACGUUGAGGAUUCAGAGGUUAAAGGGAAAGGUUUGACAGAGUUAUUGAUUAAGAGCCCAAAACACUUUUUUAGCAGUGUUAAUUCAAAAAACAUUAACUCUCCAAUUAACAAAGUUAGCUCAGACUCAAGUAUAUACAUCGAGUGGAUGAUAGGGAAUGAAAUCUUUUGUAAAUUAUUCAAGUUUGAUGAGAAAAUACACAUAAAUUCUUCAGUAAUAUCUGGCAUCCCAGAUAACAAAUCACUAGUUUUUAACUCCUUUCUUUUGAGACUUGAUUUGACUCAAAUAUUUCAAAAACAAAAUCACGUAGAUAAGUCCAAUAACUUAGUAUAUGACAGUGCAAGUGUUCAAAAGAGACCAUAUUUAAAAAGUCUGAAACAAAAUGAAUUCCUGGAAUAUGUUGUAAUGAUCUUUCAAUGUGUUUGUGACGCAUUUCAGCCAUUUAUAAGCAAAUGUAUGCUCAAGAAAUUUGGGUCAAACUGGCUUAAAAUUUGUAAAUUACCGACUUGCCAUGUAUGGAAAAACCACGACGUACUCAGGAUAGAUUUGGAGGGGAUAAUUUAUAUAGUUACGGCCUACUGGAUGGAUAUCUUUGAACAGGUUCUGACUGAUACAACACACUUGAAUACAAUACAGACUGCUUCAAUUUACUGGGCAAACCAGGAGUUACAUAGGUUUGAUUCGAAUUAUGUCUGGGAUCUUUUAGAGGCAUCUAAGGCAUUACUGAAGAAACUGAAAUCUGAAAGCUCUCUAAAACACAUCGACUUCAUUUCCAACAAACUUAUACAGUCAUAA